GAGUUCUGCUACUGUCUAGUGUAUUCUACUACUGUCUAGUGAGUUCUACUACUCUCUAGAGUAUUCUACUACAGCCUAGGGAGUUCUACUACUGCCUGCGGUGUUAUACUACUGUCUAGUGUAUUCUACUUCUAUCUAGUGAGUUCUAACACUGUCUAGAGAGUUCUAAUGAUGCCUAAUGAAUCGUACUACUAUCGACUAAAGUCUUGUUUCUAUUACAUUGUCUUGCUGUCUAAUGUAUUGUGUUAGUGUAACAAUGAACAAGACUGGUGUUAAUUAUUACUACAAGUAGAGUAGGGCGCCUAUAAUUAAUGCGCUCACCGAAAACAACUUUUAGAAAUUCUACUUACUUUUUUGUCUGUGGAUAAUCCAUUCAAACCGUCUGUUUUAUUCAUUCUGUUUUGAGGCAUAAUAAGAUUGGUAAUGGGAAUCCUCAUAGACAGCACCACAGCUGAGUUCCUCAUUGCCUCUCUGUUGAUCUUCUGGCUCACUUACUUGUACUUCGUAAAAGACUACGGCUACUGGGAGGAUAGAAAUGUGCCCCACGUUCCACCGGAGUUUCCAUUCGGUUCCAUCAAGAGGCACAUCCUGGGAUGCAGUUAUCUGGGAGAUUCUUUUGACGGGAUAUACAAACACUUCAAGGACGAACGGUUUGUCGGUAUUUUCAUGAUCAGGAACCCAGCCGUUCUCGUCAGAGACCCAGAACUGGUAAGAAUGGUUCUGCAGAAAGAUUUUUACCACUUCACUGACCAUUACUCGUUCAAAACGAAUCCCAAGGAUUACUUGAUGAACCAUCUGUACGCGUUAAAGGGUCAGGAAUGGAAAGCCAUGAGAAUGAAACUUUCCCCCGCCUACACGGCUGUCAAGAUCAAGACGAUGUUCUUCUUGGUAAAGGAGUGCAGUUACAUUCUGCGAGAAGUCGUCGGGAAACUGAUAGAUCAAAGCAAUGCUCUGGAUGUGAAAGAUGUGUUGUCUCGCUUCACAACAGACGUUAUUGCAUCGUGUGCUUUUGGAAUCGAAAGUAAUUCUCUUUCAAACAAGGAAUCAAAAUUUUACCAGCUCGGGUUGAAAAGUAUGAAUCGGGACUUUUUAAUGCUUCUUAAACUGUUUCUGUACAUUUCGUUUCCGGUAUUUGAAAAGUAUCACUGCUUCAACUUUAUGGAUCGAUCUAUAGUCGAGUUUUUCACUGCAGCUGUACGAUCUACUGUUGAGUACAGAGAGAAGAACAACGUAUCCAGGUUAGACUUUCUGGACCUGCUGAUCAAACUGAGGCAGAACCAGAGCAUCCUGGAGGAGGGGGAAAGACUUCCAGACUUCUCAGGCAGCUCUCGUUCAGAGAUAAAAGAAGGUUUGACCAUCGAAGAAAUAACAGCGGAGACGUAUCUAUUCUUCACAGCCGGCUUCGAGACCACAUCUAACACUACCAUGUUCUGUCUGUACGAGCUGGCUUGUAACGGCAGGAUACAGGAUCAACUCUACUGGGAGGUGGAAGAUGUCCUGGACAGACAUGAGGGUAACAUCUCCUACCAGGCUCUGCAGGAGAUGACUUACUUGGACCAGGUCAUCAAUGAGACGUUACGCCGCUACCCACCGUUCCCUUACUUGUCCCGUUGUUGCUCCAAGGAUUAUGUGGUUCCCGAUUCGACUCUUACUAUUAAGAAAGGUCAAGAAGUUAUCAUUCCCAUGUAUUCCUUUCAUCAUGACUCCAAAUAUUUCCCAGAUCCGUACAGCUUCGACCCUGAGAGAUUCAGUCCAAAGAAACACAAGACUUGGCACCCUUACGCCUACCUUCCUUUUGGAGAAGGACCUCGCAUGUGUAUUGGUCAGAAGUUCGGCCUGAUGAAUGUGAAGACAGCUCUGGCCACCCUGGUCGCAGACUACCAGAUCAGCCUUACACCAGAAACAGAAGUUCCCCUUAAAUUGAAGAAUGAUUCUUUCACCACUGUGCCCUCAACACCACUUUUGCUUAUAUUCACCCGGCGGAAAGAAAAUGUAAAUGCUACAUAGAUAUACUAUCAGGAACCCAACCGUUCUGGUCAGAGACCCAGAACUGGUAAGAAUGGUUCUGCAGAAAGGUUUUUAAUAUUGAUUUUAAGCAAAUCUUUGUACAAUAAAAAAGAAUUAUACAUUUUUAUUAAAAUAAA
Molecule: messenger RNA, 2144 nt
Organism: Homalodisca vitripennis (glassy-winged sharpshooter)
Lineage: Eukaryota; Metazoa; Arthropoda; Insecta; Hemiptera; Cicadellidae
Product: probable cytochrome P450 6a14
Exons: 5
Coding region: 424-2007 (527 amino acids)
Molecular function (GO): monooxygenase activity; oxidoreductase activity, acting on paired donors, with incorporation or reduction of molecular oxygen; heme binding
Source: RefSeq, a predicted model, not a curated record